AUGGCGAACAAUUCUGCUGCUGCAAAUGGAGACCACCAAGUAACCAAGAAGCCUCCCCCAACUCCAUCCCCAUUGAGAUUCUCAAAGUUUUUUCAGCCAAACAUGAGAAUUUUGGUCACUGGAGGUGCUGGAUUCAUAGGUUCUCACUUGGUUGACAAGUUGAUGGAAAAUGAAAAGAAUGAGGUUAUCGUUGCUGAUAAUUUCUUCACCGGUUCAAAAGAUAAUUUGAAGAAGUGGAUUGGUCACCCAAGAUUUGAGCUCAUUCGUCAUGAUGUCACAGAGCCAUUGUUGGUUGAGGUUGAUCAGAUAUAUCAUCUUGCUUGCCCUGCAUCUCCAAUAUUUUACAAAUACAAUCCUGUCAAGACAAUAAAGACAAAUGUUAUUGGUACUCUUAACAUGCUUGGGCUUGCCAAGCGAGUCGGAGCACGGAUUUUGCUGACAUCAACUUCAGAGGUGUAUGGUGAUCCUCUUGUUCAUCCACAACCUGAAAGCUACUGGGGGAAUGUUAAUCCAAUCGGAGUUAGGAGUUGCUAUGAUGAAGGAAAGCGAGUUGCUGAAACUUUGAUGUUUGAUUAUCACCGCCAGCAUGGGAUAGAAAUACGCAUUGCUAGGAUAUUCAACACAUAUGGGCCUCGCAUGAACAUUGAUGAUGGGCGUGUUGUAAGCAAUUUUAUUGCCCAAGCACUUCGAGAUGAACCUUUGACAGUCCAGCUUCCUGGAACUCAGACCCGUAGUUUCUGCUAUGUUUCUGAUAUGGUUGAUGGCCUUAUUCGACUCAUGGAAGGAGAACAUACAGGACCAAUCAACAUUGGGAAUCCAGGUGAAUUUACCAUGCUUGAAUUAGCAGAGACUGUGAAAGAGCUUAUCAAUCCAAAUGUGGAAAUAAAAAAGGUGGAGAACACACCCGAUGAUCCACGCCAAAGAAAACCUGACAUCACAAAGGCAAAAGAACUACUGGGAUGGGAGCCAAAAAUCCGGCUGCGCGAUGGCCUUCCCCUCAUGGAGGAAGAUUUUAGGUUGAGGCUUGGUGUCGCUAAGAAGAAAUGA
Molecule: messenger RNA, 1047 nt
Organism: Oldenlandia corymbosa var. corymbosa
Lineage: Eukaryota; Viridiplantae; Streptophyta; Magnoliopsida; Gentianales; Rubiaceae
Source: the annotation of a GenBank genome assembly